UUUGGGCAUGUGCACAACAGCAAAAUGCCUUUAUAAAGGAGCAUCUGACAUGGAUCAGUCACAUCCGUCGCUAUGAGGGUGCUCGUGCUUGCCUUGGCUGUGGCCCUCGUGGCUGCCAAUCAAGUCAAAGUUGCUCCAGAGUUUGCUGUUGGAAAGACAUAUAGCUACAACUAUGAAGCAAUUCUUUUGGGCGGACUUCCCGAGGAGGGUUUGGCUCGUGCAGGAUCCAAAAUAAGGACCAAAGUUCUCAUCAGUCCAUUGAGCGCUAACAAUUUCAUAUUGAAGCUCCUGGAUCCAGAGCUCUUUGAGUACAGCGGUAUCUGGCCUAAGGAUGAUUUCAUUCCAGCCAACAAGCUCACCUCGGCUCUGUCAGCUCAACUCAUGACACCGCUCAAGUUUGAGUACGCUAAUGGCGUCGUAGGAAAAAUCUUUGCCCCGGCUGGCGUCUCUGCCUCUGUGCUGAACAUUGUGAGGGGAAUCCUCAACAUGCUCCAAAUGAACAUCAAGAAGACGACAAACGUCUACGAGCUUCAGGAGCCCGGCGUACAAGGCGUGUGCAAGACCCAUUACGUGAUCACCGAGGAUGCCAAGGCCGAGCGAUUCUUUUUGACCAAGACCAAGGACCUGGAGCACUGCCAGGAGAGAAUUAUCAAGGAUAUCGGCACGGCUUACACUGAGAAAUGUCCUGAGUGUAAAACGAGAGGCAAAGCCUUGACGGGAACUGCAGCAUACGACUAUGUCAUGAAACCAUCAGAAACAGGUGCUCUGAUCCUGGAGGUGUCCUCGGUUGAGCUGAUUCACUUCUCUCCCAUGAACUUCCUGAACGGUGCUGCCCAGAUGGAGGCUAAGCAAUGGUUGAAAUUCGUGGAGAUCCAGAAAUCUCCGGUGGAGCCCAUCAAAGCCGAAUAUCUCCAACGCGGUAGCCUGCAGUAUGAGUUUGGCAGUGAGCUGCUUCAGACACCCAUCCAGCUUCUGAGGAUUACCAAUGCUGAGGCUCAGAUUGUUGAGAUUCUGAACCACCUGGUGAGCAACAAUGUGGCCAAAGUCCAUGAAGAUGCACCUCUGAAGUUCAUCGAGCUCAUCCAGCUGUUGCGUUUGGCCAAGUACGAGAGUAUCGAGGCCCUCUGGUCCCAGUUCAAAUCGCGUACGGCUCAUAGAGAAUGGAUCCUGAAUACUAUCCCUGCCAUUGGGACUCAUGUUGCACUGAGGUUCAUCAAGGAAAAAUUCAUUGCUGGUGAGAUUACCUUUGCUGAAGCAACUCGGUCUUUGGUGGCAGCCGUCCACACGGUGACUGCUGACACGGAGGCCCUCAGACUCCUCCAGGAGUUUGCUGAGCACCAAAAGGUUAUGGAAAGUCCGGUUUUGAGAGAAGUUGCUGAUUUGGGUUAUGGCAGCCUGGUUUGGAAAUACUGCGUGGAGAACCCGAAUUGCCCAGUGGAUUUGGUCAGGCCUCUCCACGACUGGACUAACAAGGCUGUUUCCAAGGGGGAUGUUAAAGAAAUCAUUCUCACUCUCAAAGUUCUGGGCAAUGCAGGACAUCCUAGCAGCCUCAAGCCAAUCUUGAAGGUCUUACCGAACUUUGGGAGCGCCGCUGCUAAUCUGCCACUGGAAGUUCACAUCGAAGGUGUUCUGGCCCUGAGGAAUAUUGCAAAGAGAGAGCCAAAAAUGGUCCAGGAUGUUGCCGUUCAGCUGUUCAUGGAUAGAGCUCUUAACCCAGAGCUCCGUAUGGUCGCCGCCAUUGUUCUGUUUGAGACCAAACUACCCAUGGGUCUGGUGACUACGCUUGCCGACGCACUCUUGAAAGAAGAAAACCUCCAAGUUUCCAGCUUGGUCUACUCUUACAUGAAGGCAAUGACAAGAUCCACCACUCCCGAUUUUGCCUCUGUUGCUGCAGCCUGCAAUGUUGCUGUGAGAAUCCUCAGCCCCAAACUUAACAGAUUGAGCUAUCGCUAUAGCAGAGCUCUCCUUGUUGAUGGCUAUUACAACCCCUGGAUGGUUGGUGCUGCUGCCAGUGCCUUCUAUGUGAACGACGCUGCAACAGUUUUGCCAAGAUCCAUCCUGGCCAAAACUCGCUCCUAUUUGGCAGGAGCUUAUGCUGAUGUCAUUGAGAUUGGAGUGAGAACUGAGGGAAUCCAGGAAGCCCUUCUGAAGGUCCAAGAUCUUCCUGACGACAUGGAUAGGAUCACCAAGAUGAAAAGAGUUCUCAAGGCUAUUUCUGAAUGGAGGUCCCAGCCUUCAAAGAAGCCCCUUGUCUCGGCACAUGUGAAGUUCUUCGGACAGGAGAUUGCCUUUGCCAACAUUGACAAACCAUUCAUUGAUCAGAUAACCGCGCUUGUCACCGGACCUGAAGUUCAGGCUUACGGAAGGAGGGCUUUGGAUGAGGUGCUGGCUGGUGUGAAAUUUAACUAUGCUCAGCCACUGCUGGUUGCUGAGGUUCGUCGCAUCCUGCCCACUACUGUCGGUCUGCCAAUGGAACUCAGUUUCUAUACUUCUUCUGUGAUGAAUGCCGCCGUUGAACUCCAAGCCACUGUGUCACCACCUAUAGGUCAGGACUUCCGUCCUGCCCAACUUCUUAAAUCUGACAUCAGCAUGAAGGCUGCAUUUACUCCGAGUGUUUCCAUGCAUACUUAUGCAGUCAUGGGUGUGAAUACGCCCAUGGCCCAAGCAGUCGUGGUUUCAAGAGCCAAAGUUCACACUAUUGUCCCAGCAAAAAUGGAAGCAAGACUUGACAUGAUCAAGGGCAACUUCAAGUUGGACUUCCUUCCUGUUCCAGGAGUCAAUAAGAUUGCAUCUGUACUUAUUGACACUUAUGCCGUUGCACGAAAUGUGGAAGAUCUUGCCGCUGCUAAGAUAACCCCAAUGAUUCCAGCCGACUAUUCACCACAGUCCCUAAAGAGCUCAUCCUGGUAUCCCUGGAUGGCGUCCUCCAUGAAUGAUGGCAAGUCAGUGCCAUCUGAGCUUGUCAUAGACCCAUCUGGCAAAACGAACAAACUCAUUAAGGUCUUUGAGAAAACGCUGUGUGAAAAAAUGGAAACCUUUGGAAUCAAGGCAUGCGUUGUGAUGGAAUCUCGCAGUGCGGCUUCCAUCCGAGACGUUCCACUGUAUUAUGCCGUUGGGAAACAUUCAGCUUUUGUUGAGGUUACACCAGUUUCUGGACCAGAAAUCGAGAAGGUUGAAAUUGAGAUUCAGGUUGGAGAAAAAGCAGCAGAAAAAAUCAUCAAAGUCAUUGAAAUGAGUCAAGAUGACGAGACCCCUGAGGACAGGAAUGUCCUGUUGAAACUGAAGAAGAUCCUGUCUCCUGGUCUGAAGAACCUCACUUCCUCCAGCUCCAGCAGCUCCCGUUCUUCCAGCUCUGUCUCCAGCCGCUCAAGCUCUAGCUCAUCCAAGAGCUCUUCAAGUUCCUCUCGAAGAACGAGCAAGGUGGCUGACACUCUUGACCCCAAUUCCAAGACAUCCAGGUUACAGAGAGCCUCUAGAAAAUCCUCCAGCAGCAGCAGAUCCAGCAAAUCCUCCAGCAGCAGAUCCAGUAGCAGCAGCAGCAGCCGUAGCAGCAGCAGCAGCAGCAGCAGGAGCAGCAGCAGCAGCAGCAGCAGCAGCUCUCGGUCCAAGUCUAAGUCAAAGCAUCAUCGUUACAACAUGGAUUUCAUCAAGACCCACAUCCACAACCAUGCACCUUCUUCAACUCGUCAGGACAGCAAGAGCAGUGCCCAGAGUUUUGAGGACAUCUACAAUAAGGCUAAGUACCUCUCUCGUACCGUCACCCCAUCUGUGACCGUCCUCAUCCGUGCCGUGAGAGCCGACCACAAGGAACAAGGAUACCAGAUUGCAGCUUACUUCGACAAAGCAACUUCCAGACUGCAGAUCAUCUUUGUCAACCUGGCUGAGAAGAACAACUGGAGAAUCUGUGCUGAUGGUGUGAAGCUGAGCAACCACAAGCUGAUGGCCAAGAUUGCCUGGGGUAUUGAGUGCAAACAAUACAAGACCGAGUUCAAGGUUGAGGCCGGCAUUGUUGACCAACAGCCAGCUUUACGUAUGAAGCUGACUUGGCAGAAACUUCCGAGCAGCGUGAAGUACUAUGCAAAGCACCUAAUGUACAGGGUGUCCGAUUACGUUGCAAGAUACGCUCUUCAGACUGGAAUUGAACAGAAUAAGGACAGGAAUCCUUCAAAUGAGGUUAAACUGACCGUGGCGGUUGUUUCAGAGCAAAGCCUGAACAUUGUCCUCAAAACACCAUCGAGGACUAUCUACAAAGAAGACAUGCCUCUCCCUAUUUCUCUGCCCAUUGGAAAAACUGCAUCAGAGCUGCAGCUGUACCAGGACAGCUGGGUUGACAGCAUCGCGUACAUGGUCAACAAGGCCAAUGCAGCUGAGUGCAAAGUCAUCAAGGACACAGUGGUCACGUUCAACAACAGGAAGUUCAAGGCAGAGCUGCCUAACUCCUGCUCCCUGGUUUUGGCUCAGGAUAGCACCAACGAGGCUAAAUUCAUUGUUCUGCUGAAGAGAGACCAAGAACAUGAUCAGAACAUGCUCAUUGUGAAGAUCGCAGAUAUUGAUGUGGAGCUGUAUCAAAAGGACCGUGUUGCCAUGGUGAGGGUUAACAAAGAAGAAAUCCCUGUCAGUAGACUGCCAUACCAUCAUCCAACAGCCGACAUUCAGAUCAGACAGAGCGAUGAGGGCAUCUCUCUCAGCGCCCAAAGUCAAGGUCUUCAAGAAGUCUAUUUUGACGUCAACGUCCAGAAGGUUAGAGUUGUGGACUGGAUGAGAGGACAGAUGGCUGGAAUCUGCGGAAAGGCCGAUGGGGAGAUCAGACAGGAGUUCCGCACACCUAAUACUCGCUUGGCCAAGAACGCAGUCAGCUAUGCUCAUUCCUGGGUUCUGCCUUCGAAGAGCUGCCGGGACAACUCAGAGUGUUACAUGACGCUUGAGUCAGUGAAGCUGGAGAAGCAGAUGGUCGUCCACGGCCAAGAGUCUAAGUGCUACUCUGUAGAGCCUGUGCUCCGUUGCUUGGCUGGUUGCAUGCCGCUGAGAACCACCACCGUUUCCAUUGGCUUCCACUGCCUGCCUGCUGAUACCCGUAUGAACCGUGCUGAUGGCAUUUUCUCAAAGAGCGUGGACCUGAGAGAAACAACCGAAGCCCACUUAGCCUGCCGUUGCACCCCUCAGUGUGCUUAAUCAGUCCAAUGUUUAUUACCAUCAAUACCACUACUUCCAAUCAUAAUAAAGUGUAAACUUUUAAACACGCA
Molecule: messenger RNA, 5243 nt
Organism: Syngnathus typhle (broad-nosed pipefish)
Lineage: Eukaryota; Metazoa; Chordata; Actinopteri; Syngnathiformes; Syngnathidae
Gene: vtg2
Product: vitellogenin 2
Exons: 34
Coding region: 73-5172 (1699 amino acids)
Biological process (GO): lipid transport
Molecular function (GO): lipid carrier activity
Source: RefSeq, a predicted model, not a curated record